Andrographis paniculata is the source of this 2577-nucleotide messenger RNA. RefSeq names its product subtilisin-like protease SBT3.3. Gene Ontology annotation, biological process: proteolysis. Bases 25 to 2451 code for a protein of 808 amino acids. The transcript is spliced from 9 exons. The record is from RefSeq and is a predicted model, not a curated record. Gene Ontology annotation, molecular function: serine-type endopeptidase activity. Lineage: Eukaryota; Viridiplantae; Streptophyta; Magnoliopsida; Lamiales; Acanthaceae.
GAGUGAGAUGACAACAAAAGAAAAAUGAGGGCAGUUUCACUUCUACCUAACAUUAAUUUUCUCUCGUUUCUUGCACUUGUUUCUCUAUUACUUAGUACACUACUCCUAAACAAUGCUGCAAAUAGUGUUGUAGCUGCUCAAGAUAUUGGGACCAAAAAACAGGUUUAUAUUGUGUAUAUGGGAGAAAGGAAGCACAGAGACGUGGAGCUAAUUACGGAUUCCCAUCAUGAAAUGUUGGCAUCAGUUCUUGGAAGCAAAGAAGCUGCGAUCGACUCGAUGAUAUACAGUUACAAACAUGGAUUUUCUGGUUUUGCUGCCAAGAUGACAAAAACUCAAGCUCAAGCUUUUUCUGAGUUACCUGGUGUAGUUGAGGUUAUCCCGAAUCAAUUUUACAAGGUGAGGACUACGAGGAGCUGGGAUUUUCUUGGCCUGUCGCCUACAUCGUCAGCGCCAAAUCUUUUGCACGAUGCCGAUCAAGGAGAAGGUGCUAUAAUUGGUGUAAUCGACGGUGGAGUGUGGCCGGAGUCUGAAUCUUUCAGCGACAAAGGCAUUGGCAAAAUCCCGGCUAAAUGGAAGGGCCACUGUGAAGCAGGAGCUGCUUUCGAUCCUGCCAAACAUUGCAACAAUAAAAUCAUCGGGGCUCGUUACUUCAUCAAAGGUUUCCUUGCAGCUCUUGACGAACCAUUCAAUGCUACAGAGAGCGGCGACAUCCUCUCGCCUAGGGACUCACAAGGACACGGCUCGCACUGUGCCAGCAUUGCGGCUGGAUCUUUUGUGAGCAACGUGAGCCUCAAUGGCCUGGCUCAUGGCACUCUCCAUGGGGGCGCCCCCCGAGCCAGGCUAGCCAUCUAUAAAGCAACUUGGCUUGGUGGUGGUGUUUCUGCAGACAUUCUUAAAGCUUUUGAUGAGGCCAUUCAUGAUGGAGUCGACGUACUUUCAGUAUCCUUGGGAUUUGAUUAUCCACUUUAUCCAGAAACCGAAAGGCGUGAUCUUAUCUACUAUGGAGCAUUCCAUGCUGUAUCCAAUGGGAUCACAGUCGUUUGUUCAGGAGGGAAUGAAGGGCCUUCGCGACAAACAGUCGAAGAUGUAGCACCGUGGGUAAUAACUGUAGCGGCAAGUACCAUAGAUAGAUCAUUUCCGACACCUAUCACCCUGGGGAACAAAAAGAAAUUUGUUGGACAGUCAAUGUACUACGGAAAAGAUACAAGCUUUCUUGAACUGGUUCACAAAAAGGGAACUGAUGUCUUACCUCAAUCACUUUGUGAAGAUUUAACAGAAAACGAUACCUGGGUAGCAGGAAAAGUGGUACUUUGCUUCAACAAAGGCGAUGAAGUCAAUGCAAUCCAAGCAGCAAAUGUAGUUAACGGAGCUGGUGGCUUGGGGUUCAUAGCUGCUAUAGACAAUGUUGAUUUCUAUUCAACAUACUACACCGAUUUUCCUUGCAUUUUAGUUAGUUUCGAUGUUGGAACUCAAAUACUUAAUUACAUUCGUUCGACAAGGGAUCCGAAGGUAAAGAUAAUGUCUACAAAGACUUACACCGGCGACCAAGUUUCCACCUAUAUUGCAUCCUUCUCGUCGCGUGGGCCUAACUCUCUUUCCCCAUCAGUUCUGAAGGUAUGCACACACCAAUUCUGUUAUUUAGAUACUAAAUAUUUGAGUGUAUGUUUUACUUACAAGUGUCUGUCGAUGCAGCCGGAUAUAGCAGCGCCAGGGGUCGAUAUAUUAGCAGCGUACGUUCCCUCAGAAACAAACAAAAGGGGAUACAGAUUUGAUUCAGGAACAUCCAUGGCCGCCCCUCACAUUGCCGGAAUAGUGACUCUGCUCAAAUCAUUGCAUCCACACUGGUCUCCAGCUGCCGUUAGGUCUGCACUCGUCACAACAGCAUGGACACAUGACCCUCAUACAGGAGAGCCAAUUUACGCGAAGGCAGGAAUAUACAAAAUGGCUGAUCCAUUUGAUUAUGGCGGGGGGAUUGUUAAUCCUAGCGCAGCGAGCCAUCCAGGCCUGGUGUACGACAUGGGAAAACAAGAUUAUGUCGACUACUUAUGUGCAAUGGGGUACAAUGAAACAGCCAUUGAUCAACUUACAGGGAAGGGAAAGUCUUGCCGUGGUUCGAAUAAGUCUGUCCUGGAUCUGAACCUUCCUUCCAUUACAGUUCCAAACCUCAGAAACUCAGUUACAGUAACAAGAACAGUCACAAAUGUUGGAGAUCCCAACUCUAUGUAUUCGGCUGUCGUCUCUCCUCCUGCAGGUACUUCUGUAAAAGUUAAUCCUAGCCAUCUGCAUUUUAGUUCUAAGGUCAGGGAGAUGAGCUUCACUGUCACUAUAACUACUUUCCAUAAGGUCACUACAGAAUACUAUUUCGGAAGCCUUACUUGGACUGAUAACAUUCAUACCGUUAAGAUCCCUAUAUCCGUUAAAACUGUGUUCCCACAAGUGUACAACAGAUGAUACAGAACAGUAGAAAAGCAUAAUAAGAUCUGAAUAAGGAUAUCAUUGUUGCCUUGUUUUUCAUUCGAAUGUUUUCUUGUACUUCAAAUUGACGUUUAUGAUAAGAACAUACUAAGUCCUUAACUA